AUGGCAGACAACGAUCCAAUGUGGGCUUUGAAGAAUGGACAACUGGACGAUGUCAAAGUAAUACUGGUGACGACACAAGAUGUGAACAGAAUGCUUGAGGGUGGAAGAAUGCCUCUACAUAUAGCUGCAGAUUUUGGUCAUGCUGACGUGGUGGAGUACCUCCUUUCAAAAGGAGCUGAUGUUAAUGCUCCAGAUAAGCACGGCAUCACUCCUCUGCUCGCCGCCUGUUACGAAGGUCAUGUCUCCUGUGUUAAGAUCCUACUAGAAAAGGGAGCGGACAAAAAUUGUAAAGGCCCAGACGGCAUGUGCGCUUUUGAAGCUGCAGAGAAUGCUGCUGUGAAGGCACUGCUGAAGUAA
Molecule: messenger RNA, 357 nt
Organism: Knipowitschia caucasica
Lineage: Eukaryota; Metazoa; Chordata; Actinopteri; Gobiiformes; Gobiidae
Source: the annotation of a GenBank genome assembly